AGCCAAUUGUGAUAACUGAUAACAAAUAAAAAUGGCGGACGAACAAUUACCUGCCGGGUGGGAAAAACGUCUUAGUAGAUCAACUGGUCAACAUUAUUAUUUGAAUAUAUAUACGAAAGAAUCUCAAUGGGAUGCUCCUGAUAAGCCAGCAGAACCAGUGUCAUCUAGUGGUCCAGAACAAGUCCAAUGUUCACAUUUGUUGGUCAAACAUAAAGAUUCUAGAAGGCCUUCUUCAUGGAGGGAAGAGAACAUUGUCCGCACAAAAGAUGAAGCUCUAGAUAUUGUUAAAUCAUAUAGAGAACAAAUUGCUCAAGGUAAAAAUUCGUUUGCUGAGCUAGCAUCAAAAUACUCAGACUGUUCCUCUGCCAAAAGGGGUGGUGAUUUGGGUCCUUUUGGUAAAGGAGCUAUGCAGAAACCUUUUGAAGAUGCUGCUUUUGCACUUAAGGUUGGAGAACUCUCAGAACCCGUGUUCACAGAUUCGGGAGUACACAUUAUAUUGCGCACUGUCUAAUUUAGCAGUAGUCCAGGCUUGCAUUUUGAAACCAUUGUUGAACAAAGAUAUUGCUAGUAAGAAAUUUAUGUACAGAUAUAACUAUUUUUUUUAGUUUCUUUGGAAUUAAGAAAUAUUUAAGAAAAACUUGCUACAAUGUAGCAGAAACCUUAUAAUUAUCUUUCAUAAUGUAAUUGGGUCAACUAUGGGAAGAUUAGACUGAAAAUUGGGUAGUAAUAUCUCUUCUGUAGAAUUUAUAAAUACUUUGUAAAAUUUAACUGCAGGUUUACAGUUCUGUUGGUAUUAGAAAAACAUGCCAUAUAUAUAAAUACCAUUUAUGGGAUUAAACCAAAAUUGAUUGCAAUGGAAAUCACAUUUUUAACUGCAAUUUGAUUUGAUAUCCACUCCAGAAUAAUUUAAAAAAAUAUCUUGAGGUGUGUUUUGGUAACCUAAAUUUGUUUGGAUAACUCAAUGUUGUUUUUUUACUUUAGACUUUUAUCCUAUUUCAUUACAUCUAGAAAUUAGAUGCCAUGAUCAUACAAAUAUUAACUAUAAAAAUAAUAUUCAAAUUAUUAUUUAUUAAAUCAACAACUAUCGAAUUUGUACAUAAAUUGCUUUGCUAUUUUUACAAGCCUUUACGAUAAGUUGUCUUAGAUAUAUUUAAUAUGGUUUCAAAUUGUUCAUUCAAGUUAGACAAAUUCAAUCAGAUAUACUUCCUCUUUUUCACCAAUAUAAGCCUAUUCAUAGUGUGAAUAUCAGUUUAAAUAAAAAAUAUAUAUCUGUGAAUUCUAAUUUUUAAGUCUCUGAUCUAAUUUGAGAGUAUGGAAAAUGAUUUUGUUAUUUUUUAUUGCAUUUAUUGACUUGCUAAUGUAUAUUUGAUUUUGACUAGUAUUAAAUGUUCAAUUUAUCUAUUAAUAAAAC
Messenger RNA from Diabrotica balteata, 1411 nucleotides. The record is from the annotation of a GenBank genome assembly. Lineage: Eukaryota; Metazoa; Arthropoda; Insecta; Coleoptera; Chrysomelidae.